AUGGUGAUCAAGAGCAUAGAAACCUGGAAGACCAAGGCAGGUGAGGCCAGGGCUCGUCGAGAUGCCUCGUUGUCCAAAGUCCAACCUCCGCUGCAAGGAGUUCCUGGUUUGGAGCAGCUCCCUAUGAACUCCUUGGAACUCCCCUGCAAAGUCCUCACUCCCCGCGAAAUCGAAAUCACCGAGUCAUACAGUAUCAAUGACUUGUUAUCGCUGCUGCGCACGCGGCAAAUCUCCGUGGAAGAGGCGACUCGAGCAUUUCUGAGAAGAGCUGCUUUGGCGCAGGCAACGACCAACUGUCUUACAGAGCUUCUCUGGGACCUGGCGGUCGAACGAGCGAAGUAUCUCGACUCGCUGCCUGAGCCUCAAGGAGCCUUGUUUGGACUCCCUAUCUCGACCAAAGAGCACUUGGGCAUGGUGGGCGGCAACGUCACCUCUACGGCUUCUGCUGCAGCAUGGGUCGGCAAGCCCCAUGGGUCAAAUCUGUUAUUUGAUACACUAUGGGCCGAAGGUUGUGUUUUCUUUGCUAGAACCACUCAACCUCAGGCAAUCAUGCAUCUCGAGACAGAGAGCAAUGUGUACGGACGGACCGUUCAUCCCCUCAACCGAAGUCUGACACCGGGUGGAAGUUCCGGUGGAGAGGCGGCACUGUUGGGGUUCCGUGGUAGUCUACUGGGUAUCGGAGGCGACAUUGGUGGCAGCAUUCGCCUGCCUUCGUCCAAUGUUGGCGUGUACGGUUUCAAGCCGUCCAUGAAGAGGAUAUCCACGAUGGGUCUCAGGGCCCCUUAUGCGGGAAGGGACACUAUUGCGGGCUGUCCUGGACCGAUGACUGUCGAUCGUGAAGGGCUCGAGCUCCUGAUGAAAGUUGCACUGGCGGCCAAGCCUUGGCGCAUCGAUCCAUUGCUCACGGUAAAGGACUGGACCCCAUAUCAGUUCACUCGGCCUCUAAAGAUCGCCAUCCAAUGGUGGGACGGUGUCGUAAGACCCCAUCCACCGAUGCUUCGUGCCUUGCGCGAGGUAGCGGAGUGCUGCAAAAAGGCAGGGAUGGAAGUCGUCGACUGGAACUGUGAAGAGCUCGACCAUAGGAAGAGCUGGGAAAUCAUCUCCGCUCUCUACUGGCCUGAUGGGGGCAAAGAGCUCCUGGACCUCCUGGAGGAAUCUGGAGAGCCGGCCUUGCCCCUGACAAAACACAUCCUACAUGAACAGCCGUCAGUCAAGACCCGGAAUCCGGCAGAGCUUAUGGAGUUAUCUCGCGAACGCGACGCGUACAGAGCCUUUUAUUGCCGAGCGUGGUCAGAUACAGCCGCGAGCGGAAGGGAGGUUGACGUCAUCCUCUGCCCGCCGUCCUUCGGGAGUGCGCCACCGCACGAGCAAUCGCGGUAUUGGGGAUAUACCUCGCAUUGGAACCUGCUCGACUAUCCCGGAGCUGUGUUCCCAGUGACGAAGGUUGACCCGAGCCGAGACCACAAAGACUUGGAUUACGUCCCAUGCAACGAGCAAGAUAAAUUUGUUUAUGACUUGUAUGACGCAGAAAAGUUUGCAAACUGCCCAAUCAACUUGCAACUCAUAGGACGUCGGCAGGAGGAGGAGAAAGUGUUGGCAGCAUUGGUUGAGGAUAGAAUAGACACAAUUAUUGCCCACCAUCAGUCAUUUGCUUACCCUCCGGGCACCUUCCAGCUCAUUGAUGCCAAGGGAACGAUUCGAGGAAAGCACGGAGACAAGAAGGGCGAAGAGGACAUCGUGCUUAUGCCGAGGCCAUCUGCUGAUCCCGAAGACCCUCUAAACUGGACCUUUCGGCGUAAGGUCUUGGCGACCAGCUGUGUGGUUCUCUACACCAUCACGAUCGCUAUCCCGUCGAGUGCCGUCUACUCCAUCGUCACGCCCCUGCGCCAAGCCACCGGGCUUGGACUUCAGGAUAUCAACAACGGGACGGGUAUCAUGUUUCUCUUUUAUGGCUGGGGAUGCGUCUUCUGGCAGGCCAUAGCCUUGCAGUAUGGCAAGCGCCCGGUUUAUCUUUUCUCGCUACUCUCAUCAGUCAUCAUUCUCGCGACAGCUCCUCUGUGCAAGACACCUGGACCGUACCUUGCAAACCGCAUCAUUCUCGGCUUCUUUGGCUCUCCCGUUGAAUCGCUGUGCGAGAUCUCGGUCACAGACAUCUGGUUCUCGCACGAGCGGCCAAAGUACAUGGCGUGGUACGGCUGGUCUUUGGCCCUUUGCGGCAAGCUGGCUCCUAUGCUCUCUGGUUUCAUCAACGUUGGCAUGGGCUGGGAGUGGACGCUAUACUGGUGUGCCAUCUGGAACGCCAUGUGCUUUGUGUACUGCUUCUUCCUUCUCGAAGAGACAAACUACGACCGACACCACGCCCAUAUCUCACCGCCGCAACAGACAACCCCAAGCACAACCACAACCCCAUCUGGCGCGGACGACAGUGCCAAUGAGAAGUCAGUCCCAGCCCGAUCGGCAAGCAUGGAUCUCGGAGAGUCUGCAGAGCUUCACUGGCCCCGCAAGACAUUCCUGGACAAGCUCAGCAUCAAGGACAAGAAGCGGCCGAAUCGCCUGGUGGACAUCUUCAUUGCACCGUUCAAGGGCUUCACCUAUCCGGCAGUUGUCUACGCAGGGUUGAUGUACGGAGCCAACAGCUUGGUAUGGCAAGGCUUUCAGAACGCCACCAUCGGUACUAUCUACACUCUUCGAUAUGGCUUCAGCACUGCUGGCGUCGCUGGGGCCUACGGAGGAGGAGUCAUCGGCACUAUCAUCGGCGGUUACUACUGUGGAAAGUUGGGUCCCAUGUUGACGGUCCGCAUGGCUCGCCGGAACGGCGGCAUAUCGGAGCCCGAACACACCCUGUAUCUCUUCAUUGCAAGCAUCAUUCUGGUCCCUCUGGCCAUGAUCAUCUACGGUCUCGGCGUCACCUACCACUGGCAUUGGUUCGCCUUGGCCAUUACCCAAUUCUUCAUGGCUAUCAACGCGGCGCUCUGUGUCGCCGGCGCGCUCAACUACGCCAUCAGCAGCUACCCCGAGCUAUCUGGAGACAUGGUCACGACAUGCGUGCUGAUUCGCAACACCAUGUCCUUCGCCACCAACUUUGGCGUUACUCCUUGGCUGAACGCUAGCAGCUAUCUCGUCGUGUACUGUACGGUGGCUGGCAUUGGCUUUGUGUGGAACGCCAGCUUGUUCGUGAUGACAAGAUAUGGCCGCGCUAUGAGGCAGUGGACGGCGAAGAAAUACUGGCGUGAUGUCGAGCGCGCUAGGGCAAAGGGUCUGUCCCACUGA
Microdochium trichocladiopsis is the source of this 3270-nucleotide messenger RNA. RefSeq names its product amidase signature domain-containing protein. Gene Ontology annotation, molecular function: transmembrane transporter activity. The coding region runs from base 1 to 3270 and encodes 1089 amino acids. The transcript has 10 exons. Gene Ontology annotation, biological process: transmembrane transport. The record is from RefSeq and is a predicted model, not a curated record. NCBI's taxonomy places the organism in Eukaryota, Fungi, Ascomycota, Sordariomycetes, Xylariales, Microdochiaceae.